AUGGCUAGCCUUCUCCGUUUACUACGCACCCAGUAUAACCCGCCCGUCGACCCCAGUGGGGUUUCAUUUGCAGGAAAAACGGUCAUUUUGACCGGAGCUACCUCCGGACUGGGGUUUGAGGCCGCCGUCAAGCUCCUCAAUCUCGGGGUGGAGUCGCUCAUUAUAGGGAGCCGGAACCUCCAGCGAGGCCAAGCGGCAAAGACGGAGCUUGAGAAGCUUACAAACAGACAAGGGGUGAUUCAAGUAUGGCAGCUGGAAAUGAACAGCUUCCAGAGCGUCAAAAGUUUUGCAAACCGGGUGAACGAGGAGCUGCGCCAAUUGGACAUUGCGUUACUGAACGCCGGAAUAUGGAACCGCGAUUUCGGCGUAUCGCCCGAGGGAUGGGAGGAGACAUUGCAGGUCAAUACGUUAUCUACUUCCCUAUUGGCGCUUUUGCUCCUUCCGAAACUAAGGAGUAGUUCAUCCUUGUCCGACCCGGCUCAUCUUACGGUCGUAUCCAGCCAACAGUUCGUGCGCGUCAAAGCCAAGAGUCUCCGAACGGUGCAGCCGUUGUUAAAGCAUCUGAAUAGCCCGCAGUCCUUCAAAGGCCCAAGGCAGUAUGGUAUCUCGAAGCUUCUCCUGGAAUAUGUUCUCAAGACAGUAGCUGGUCUUGUUCGGAAUGAGAACGGCACCGUGCCGGUCAUCAUCAACACUGUAAGCCCUGGGUUUUGCGUCUCAUCUCUUGGACGGCAGUACAGUAGAUUCUACGAGCGAUGGGCGACGUGGUUGGCUUAUAAGCUCUUUGCUCGCACGGCGGAGCAAGGAAGCCGGUCGUUGGUCAGUGCCACUUAUCAGGGGGUGGAGUCGCAUGGGAAAUGUUGGCGGAGUGAUGGAUAUCUAGAUGAAUCUGUGGCGUUAACAACAGGAGCGGAAGGGAAGCAGUUCCAGGCGAGAGCGUGGACGGAGAUCAUGAACGAGCUGGAGGAGCAGUCUGAGGGGCUGAAGGAGUCAAUCAGGGGGUGGUAA
This is a messenger RNA of Aspergillus niger, 1005 nucleotides long. RefSeq lists its product as uncharacterized. Bases 1 to 1005 code for a protein of 334 amino acids. The record is from RefSeq and is a predicted model, not a curated record. NCBI's taxonomy places the organism in Eukaryota, Fungi, Ascomycota, Eurotiomycetes, Eurotiales, Aspergillaceae. The transcript is spliced from 2 exons.